Seriola dumerili (greater amberjack) is the source of this 604-nucleotide messenger RNA. RefSeq names its product mediator complex subunit 9 (gene med9). Lineage: Eukaryota; Metazoa; Chordata; Actinopteri; Carangiformes; Carangidae. Gene Ontology annotation, cellular component: mediator complex. Gene Ontology annotation, biological process: regulation of transcription by RNA polymerase II. The coding region runs from base 16 to 315 and encodes 99 amino acids. The record is from RefSeq and is a predicted model, not a curated record. The transcript has 2 exons. Gene Ontology annotation, molecular function: transcription coregulator activity.
CCGAGCAGGAUCGUGAUGGCGGUGGCUCAGCCGAAGCUAGAGAAAGAGAGCGAGGAUUGCUCUUUGCUGCCUUUGGUUCAUGAUAUUAUCAAAUGCAUGGACAAGGACAGCCAAGAUGUCCACCAAGAACUGGCUAAACUGAAGGCUAAGAUCCAGGAGGCUCGGGAGCAGAUCUCCAACAUGCCCGGGAUAGACAGCAGUCCGGUGGAGCAGCAGCAGCAGCUGGCCACGCUGCGGGAGCAGGUCCGCACCAAGAACCAGCUGCUGCAGAAAUACAAAAGUCUGUGCAUGUUUGACGUGCCGAAAGCAUCGUGAGACUGAAAACUGGAUUACUACAGGAAGGACUUUGUUUAGCUACAUCCUCACCCAUGGGACAGAUAAAGGUGAGAGUGCAGAAGACUAGGUGGAUGUUUAAAUGAACAAGGACUGAAUUUCUCUCAGUUCAUUGCAGUGAACGAUGUUUUUGAACGUCAGACAAUGCCCUUUUUCUGUCCUUAUUUUUUUUGCAUUGCGAAAAUGCAAUGUGGUAUUUGUAUUCAAUGUAAUUUUUCAGUGUCAUGCUCUUGUCUUGUAACACUCCUACUUUGUAAUAAAAUGAGUUGAU